UGAGCAGCCCGGAGCUGCUGGGCUGUUACAUGAGAUAUUCAGGAAGUUAUUUGCAUGGAGGGGAUAAAAGCCCGUGGCAGCAGCCGGCUGCGCUGCAGAGGCGACUCAGCCGCGGUGGCCACCGGCCCAAGGAACUACAUCCAUCCCAGCUUCACAAUGAGUUGUUUACUGGCCUUGCCUGCCUGUGGGAAGAGCCAAGGAGAGCGGAGGAAGAGGAGAGACAAACACAAUGCGAGCGAGACGCGUUAGGGGGGAGGCUGGGCUUGAGCAGCAGCCCCGGCAUUUCAGCCCUAUGGAAGCAGAGAGGGCUGAAAAGGGAAUAAAAUGAACCAUCCGCCGCCUUGCUGCUGCUGCCAGAAGAGCCUCGUCCCCACCUGAAGGGCUGAUAUCGAAGGCGAAACAAUCGCUGCCGCGGGAAGGAAAAUCCGAGUUUUGAGGAGCUUUUCCCUGCUCGUUCCCAUCGGGCAGGCUCUCCCAGGCUGGGUCCCCCGGCUAAUUGCUCAGGAAAUCCGCGCUGCUCAUUGUCGGGCUGUCCUUAAGCUGCUAAUUCCGAACUGGGAGAGGCUCUGGAAGGGAAUCCAUGGAUAGAGCCCCGCGAGAGGGACCCAGCGGAGAGCCGGGGCGGGGCGGGCUCCGGCGCUAAUAACACAUCCCUGCCCAAUGGAAAGCGUUUCCUAUGGAGACCCCCAGGAGUUCCCCCUGCCCACAGCCCCUGCCCAGACAUUGGGCCCAUUCUUGCGUCCCGUUUUCCCAAGACACGAUGGCAGCAGCGCUCGGCAGCCCCGAUCCCGCUCGGAACAAAGGCCGGGCAGCUGCCACCCAGCGCGGAGUUUGAGGAUGAGCGGCUGAACUUGGACAAAGUGGGAUUUUCCGCCUGGGAAUAAGGCGGCUCGUGUCCCAGGGACACAAAGGAUCGCUGCGGGCUGUCAGGGAGGGAUCCCGUGGAAGCACCGAGCCGUGGGAAUGGUGGAGGUCCCGGAUGAAAAGUUCCAUGAGGGAGAUGCGGUAGGAAGGAGUCCAGCCACCUCCCUGGAAUGUGUUCCUUCGGGAAGGGACGAGCUCCCUGCCUUAUUUUAUGGAUGUCACUGAAGUAGACUUUGAAGGCCUUUGGAAGCCCAUCCCAGACUUGGCAUGGGAAACCACAGCAACAACCAUACCUGCCUGACAGAUGAUUCCUUCAAGUACAACCUGUACGGGGCCGUGUACAGCGUGGUCUUCAUCCUCGGCUUGAUCACAAACUGCGCCUCCCUCUUCGUUUUCCUCUUCCGGAUGAAGAUGCGGAGCGAGACGGCCAUUUUCAUGACCAACCUGGCGGUUUCAGACUUGCUUUUUGUCUUCACUUUGCCCUUCAAGAUUUUUUACAACUUCAACAGGCACUGGCCCUUCGGGGACUCCCUGUGUAAGAUCUCGGGCACGGCGUUCCUCACCAACAUUUACGGGAGCAUGUUGUUCCUCACCUGCAUCAGCGUGGAUCGCUUCCUGGCCAUCGUGUAUCCCUUCCGCUCCCGCACCAUCCGCACCAGGAGGAAUUCCGCCAUCGUCUGCGCCGGCGUUUGGAUCCUGGUCCUCAGCGGCGGAAUUUCGGCCUCGCUGUUCUCCACGACCAACGUGUCCAACACCAGCACCACCUGUUUCGAAGGGUUCUCCAAAAGGAUCUGGAAAACCUACCUGUCCAAGAUCACCAUAUUUAUUGAGGUGGUGGGAUUCAUCAUCCCUCUGCUGCUCAACCUCACGUGCUCCUCACUGGUCCUCCGGACUUUGCGGAAGCCGGCCACCCUGUCCCAGAUUGGGACCAACAAGGAGAAAGUGCUGAAGAUGAUCAUCGUGCACGUGGCCAUUUUCGUCGUGUGCUUUGUCCCCUACAACUCCAUCCUGUUCCUGUACGCGCUCGUGCGCUCCCAGGCCAUCGCCAACUGCUCCCUGGAGAGGUUUGCCAGGACCAUGUAUCCCAUCACGUUGUGCAUCGCCACCCUCAACUGCUGCUUCGACCCCUUCAUCUACUACUUCACCUCUGAGUCCUUCCAGAAGUCCUUCAACAUCAAAACCCAGAUCAAGAUGGAUUCUCUUUUCAAGACAGAGAUGCCGCUCACAAAGACGGCGCUGCCGGCGCCGCAGGAUGAGAUCAGUGACCAGGCCAUCACCAACGGAGGAGAUCCCACAUCUGAAUCCCAUUUCUAGGGAGAUGUUUACACAGGGAGUUAUCCCCCAUUAACUCCUGGUUAGCACCACGUGGCAAAGAGCAGCUCCAGAAAAUGGGGGUUCACACGUGGGGUUAACGAAGAAAAGCUGCUGGGGAUGACAGAUCCUCACACUGGGAUGGUCCCAUCACAUUCCACAGGUGAACACGAAGGAUGAAAACCCCAAUGGAUCUCCCUUUGGAGAUUAUGGAUAGGCUACAACACAUGCAUCAACUCAGGAGGGAACAGAACAGCUUCUUUAGCCAGGAGAUGCCAACAUUUGGCAUUUCUCCCCCUCAGCAGUUGACAUGGGACCAGUUGGGAAGCACAAAAUUUCAUUUCCUUAGAGAUUCCUGCCAAUGUUUCCUUCUGGAGGUGCAUCCUCAUCCUCAUAUGUUAACUCAGUAACUUCCCACAAUAUGUAUGUUUGCUUACAAAGGCAUAAUAAAAGCUUGUGGCUUUUCCUUACUCCACUGCCAGAGUGUAGAGCCUGGUUAUCCUACAGACUGGAAUUUACAGAGAGGGUUGAAGUGUAAAUAAUUGUUUAGCAAUUAGGCAAAAGAGUUGCUUGGUGACAGAAAAGAUAAUAAGAAAGAAAAAAAGAGAAUUAUUACUACAGUGUUGAAAUAUGAAGUUUCAUUUUUAUCAGAUUAAGCUGUCAUUUAAUUUAUUUGAUUAUUUUUUAUGCCACGUCUGGGGAGGAGUAAAGACCUCAUUAAUGAUCUUUUGCACCUGGGCUUUCAUAUCCCAGGGGAUUUUAUGACUAUUUCUGGGAAGGGCUGGACUGUAAAGUCAGCUGGAGAAGGGCCUGAAACCCCAGAGUUUUUCCAAGGGCAAAGCUCCCAUACAGAAGCUGAAGGCCCAGGAGUGCUGAUCCCACUGAAAUAUGGACAAGUGGUGUCAGAGCACCCAACCAAGGCAUGGUCUGUGAUUGCUUAAUGGGUUUUUAGCGCCUCAAAGUAACUCAGAAAACAAUUUGCUGCACUCUUUGCUUAGCUGGUUACAGCAAUAUUGUCUUGUUUUCCAAUUAAUUUAUUACCUUUCCUUUUAUAGAUUACAGAAAUAUAUGGAAAAUUAAUUAUUUGUAUGUGUUGCAUUUUACCACCUGGUUCCUUUCUCCAGCUCUUGGCUUGUGUUUGAAGCUCUACAGCCCUUCCCAGGCUGGUUCAUUCUCAAGUGUAAGACACAGAAAUGAGGAGAACAAUUUAAUUUGAAAAAAUAUCAAGUUACAACUUGUUAGCUCAGCAAUCUACAUUACCAUGGUAAAACUACUUCUAGGACUAUAUUGCCAAAAAAAGAGACAAAUUAUUAAUUGAACAGAUGUUUUCCACUUAACUCUAUUUUAAGUCUCUCUGAUGAAGCCUCGUGAGAUACGAGAACAACACCUCAAAUGUGAUCAUUUAAAGCAACAGAGGUUUAAGUGUGAGAAGAAUUCAGCUGUAAAAUGUUAAUGCUUCCAAGGGAAUAUUUAUUUAGCACUGCAUUCACUUUGAAUAAAGAAGUCAGUGGCUAACCAAGGUUGAGAGACCCCAAAAAUGAUUCUAUUUCAGCCCUAAAAUGUCACUUAUUGGAGAAAAGCAUAUGAUCAGCUCAUUAUACACAGAGAGCAUGAGAGCAGCCAAAAUAUUCAAUUUCAGCUCUGAGUUACAGCAAUCUUUACUGGAAAUUUGCACACAGGACUGGCCUGGGAGGCUUUUCUGUAGAUUAAACUCUCAGAAAACUGCGCUUUGGAGCAGAAAAAUGUGAAAACAGGGAGAGAUCAUUGGAAAAAGUUGGUGGAAUGAGGUCAGUGUAGGACAGGGACAGGCGUUGACAGGGAAUUUGUCAGCAGCUGGGAAAGUUUUACCUCCAGCCCCAGGGAUGAGCUGGGCUUUAGGAAGGAGCAAUAUUUGCCAUUUUACCAGAGGUGGUUUCAGGCAGUGCUCUUUCCCUUUUCCUGCUGGACCCAAACUCUUCACAGGGAAUUUUCAAAUCCAUAUUUCCUUUGGCUGAUCAGCCCGUCUCGACCCUUGCCGUGAAAUGUGUGUAUUUCAGAGAAGCUGUUCCUGUAACUUCAGAUCAAAAGGCAAAGUGAGGGAUUUGCCAGGCUUCCCUACAGGCAGAGUUCUCCCCAUGGAGCAAAUCCUUCAUCCUAGGGCAGAGAGGAGGGUUGGGGAACCAUCACACACACCCCAAACUCUGUGAGAAAACCCCAUCCUAAAACCCUGCCAGGAACUGGACUUAACGAGACACAAGCUGCAUUUUUAGGGAUGAGAGAGGGAAGGGAAAAAGAGCAGGAAGAAUUCACUAACAAACUUCAUUUCUAGGGGUGGGAGAGAGAGGGAACAAGACUAAGAAAGAGUCACUAAAAAACUGAGGGUGCAUUUAAAACCACAGAAUAUCCCGAGCUGGAAGUCACCCACAAGGAUCAUCUAAGUCCAACUCCUGGCCCUGCACAGGACAGCCUCAAGAAUCCCAACUCUGUGCCUAAAAGCACAUCUUCCUGUUUCCAAGGAAAACAUUUGGACUAUAAGAAAGUGCUCAUCUCUGAGGCAAACCCCUGAUUAAUUCAGAUUUACAGAGAUGAGAAACCUGUUUACGCUCAGCUUGUUCUCAGCCGACAACAUCCAACUUCCAGCUUGGAAAUCUUAUUUUAAAGCUGCUGGUUUACACUUGCAAAGCAAGAA
This is a messenger RNA of Poecile atricapillus (Black-capped chickadee), 4843 nucleotides long. It is a transcript of the gene LPAR4, whose product is annotated as lysophosphatidic acid receptor 4. Gene Ontology annotation, molecular function: lysophosphatidic acid receptor activity. Bases 1132 to 2178 code for a protein of 348 amino acids. NCBI's taxonomy places the organism in Eukaryota, Metazoa, Chordata, Aves, Passeriformes, Paridae. Gene Ontology annotation, cellular component: membrane. The record is from RefSeq and is a predicted model, not a curated record. Gene Ontology annotation, biological process: positive regulation of Rho protein signal transduction; phospholipase C-activating G protein-coupled receptor signaling pathway. The transcript has 3 exons.